UAUUAACUCGUGUCAUAGAAUUUGUCAAAAAUUUGUCGAAUAACUUUCGGAGUCACACAAGCAGUUUUGGACGUUGUUGAGCACCCAUCAGGGUUUUUGUAGUCCAUAAUUUAAAUAGCCCCCUUUCUCCUCUUUUGCAUCUUCUCUUGCACAGUUGCACUCUCUCCUCCCAAAAGAGAGAGAAAGUAUCCAAACCCUUUUUUUUUUUAUUUCUUUUUAAAAUUCUCUCUAUUUAUCCAUCUCUUAUCUUUAGAUUCGUUGUUUAUCGAAUCGCCAUUAAAAUUCACCAUACUUACGUCUCAAUCGCGUUUUGAGAAAGCUAUCCGAGUUAUGCAGGCUGAACAAACCCUAAUUAGUCUAAGACCUGGUGGUGGAGCUAAUCGAGGCCAUCGAUUUGUCGGACCACGAUUUGAUUCUUCUUCUGCUUCUUCUACUACUUCUGAAAACUCUUUUCUUCGUCCUCAUGGCGGCGUAUCUUCGUCUUUCUCUCUUAAGUUUGGGGAUGCUCGGUUUGAGAACCGUGAGCGUGUUUACUACACUCGGGACCAGCUGUUGCACUUCAGAGAGGCGGCUGUGGUCCCAGAGGAUAUUCUAAAAGUGAAAUGGGACAUAAAUUCUGAAUUACUCCCUGAGGAGCAGAGUUGGAAUCGGGCUGAAACCAAUUCUUCAAGUCAGCCACAAGGUCGUUAUUCUGAGCCUGAUCAUCGGGAUUGGCGUAGCCGCUCUGCGCAGGUCUCUGCCCUUUCUGAGGAGAGAUCUUGGGAGUCUAUUAAAGACAGAGAGUUUGUCAAUAGGGGCCAGGAAUCUAGUCGCCAGGACCAACUGAGCUCACAAUUGUCAAGGGCACAAAUUUCUCUAAAUCAAGGGGGCCCUACUCCUUUUCUGAUUAAAGCUGAGGUGCCAUGGUCGGUGAGAAGAGGCAGUCUCUCUGAGAAUGAUCGUGUGCUGAAGACUGUGAAAGGUAUUCUCAAUAAGCUUACACCUGAGAAGUAUGAACUUCUCAAGGGUCAACUAAUUGACUCUGGUAUCACAUCAGCUGAGAUCCUAAAGGGUGUUAUCUCUUUGAUUUUUGACAAAGCUGUCCUUGAACCUACGUUCUGCCCUAUGUAUGCUCAGUUAUGUUCUGAUUUGAAUGAUAAACUUCCUCCAUUCCCAGCAGAAGAAGCUGGAGGUAAAGAAAUCACUUUCAAGCGUGUUCUUCUGAACAAUUCUCAAGAGGCAUUUGAAGGUGCUGAAAAACUUAGAGCUGAAUUAAGGCAGAUGACAAGCCUUGAUCAAGAAGCUGAACGCCGUGAUAAAGAAAGGAUGCUUAAGCUACGUACUCUUGGGAACAUGAAGCUCAUUGGUGAACUUUUAAAGCAGAAAAUGGUACCUGAAAAAAUAGUCCAUCAUAUUGUACAGGAGCUAUUAGGUCCUGACAGUAAAAGCUGCCCUGAAGAGGAGAAUGUUGAGGCCAUUUGUCAGUUCUUCAACACUAUUGGUAAGCAGCUUGAUGAGAACCCCAGAUCACGCAAUAUAAAUGAUGCUUAUAUGAGUCGGUUGAAGGAAUGGAGCUCAAACAGUCAACUUGCCCCUCGUGUGCGGUUCAUGGUUCGCAAUGUACUUGAUAUGCGGACCAACAAAUGGGUUCCUAGGCGUGAAGAGGUUAAAGCCAAAACCAUUAAUGAAAUUCACACCGAGGCAGAGAAAAUUCUAGGUCUGCGUCCUGGUGCAACAGCAAGCAUUAGGAAUUCUCGUGGUAUGCUUUCCACACAAGGGAACUUGAGUCCUGGAGGAUUUCCCGGUAAUUGUCCUGGCACUGGGGGUAUGAUGCCUGGGAUGCCUGGUUCGCGUAAGAUGCCUGGAAUGCCGGGAAUGGACAAUGACAAUUGGGAAUUUCCUAGAAGCAGGUCAAUGCCAAAGGGGGUUGAUGUGAAUGCUGCCUCUGCGGGAGAACGCUUUCAGUCAUCAUAUAUUGGCAUAGCAGCACAGCUCAACCCAAAGCUCUUACCUCAGGGAAGUGGUGGUAUCAUUAGCGGUAAGACUAGUGCACUUCUUCAAGAAAGUGGGCCACCCGCUCGUCAAUCAAGCUUCGGAUCAGGUAUGGGGCCCAUAGCGCAAAUUCCGAAGGCCAAGCCAAUUUCAACUCCUCAAUUGGCGGCCCCCAUUGAGAGAUCUGCCCCUGCUGCUACUACUACUAAUAUAAAGUCCAAGGAACUUAAGAGAAAGACAAUCUCUCUCCUCGAGGAAUACUUUAACGUCAGGAUGUUAGACGAAGCAUUGCAAUGUGUUGAGGAUCUGAAAUCACCUUCUAAUUACAGCGAAGUUGUGAGGGAAGCUAUUAAUCUGGGGUUGGAAAAAAACCCGCCGUGUUUAGAUCCAGUUGCAAAGCUCUUAGAGUACAUGUUCUCGAAAAAGGUUUUCACUGCCAGAGAUAUAAGCUCUGGUUGCUUGCUCUAUGGUGAAAUGAUUGAUGACAUUGCUAUUGACCUUCCCAAGGCUCCCAAUAACUUCGGUGAGAUAUUGGGCCAGCUGAUUUUGUGCGGGGGAUUGAAUUUCAAUGCGGUGAAGGAAGUCCUGCAAAAGGUUGAAGAUGAAAUUUUCAGGAAACUUAUAUUUGAUAACACAGUAAAGGUGGUCGGACCACAUGUUUUGGAAUCCCAGUCUGCGGAUGUCGAAGCCUGCAAGGCACUUCUCUGAAGCUCUGUUAGUCCUUUCUCCUUUACAGUGAGUACUUGAAAUUCAACAUAGUCAGUAUCCCAAUGAUCAUCGGACUUUUACCUUAUGCUUUGUGUUUCCACACUUCCGCUGUCGAAGGCAGCACUCUUGUACUAGUAUAAACUAAAUUGGAGCUGUGAGGAUCAGGUUGAGCUUUUUUGUAAUCGAUUUUGUAUAUUUUGUCCAAAGGACCAACGUCAUACUUGUAGGAUUUCUCUUUUCUUGAUUUUUUAAUGUUAAUUUUGGGCAUUA
Messenger RNA from Amaranthus tricolor (Joseph's coat), 2949 nucleotides. RefSeq names its product eukaryotic translation initiation factor-like. The transcript has 9 exons. Gene Ontology annotation, molecular function: mRNA binding; protein binding; translation initiation factor activity. Bases 331 to 2679 code for a protein of 782 amino acids. The record is from RefSeq and is a predicted model, not a curated record. Gene Ontology annotation, cellular component: eukaryotic translation initiation factor 4F complex. Lineage: Eukaryota; Viridiplantae; Streptophyta; Magnoliopsida; Caryophyllales; Amaranthaceae.